AUGAAAUACGAUGGAGGCUGCUGGGGUACUACUACCAAUGAAUGCUCUGGCGAUGUUAUGAAGACCACCGCAUGGUUUCAUGAGGUUCAGAGCUUGAAAUCCGCUUAUAUGCCUGGUAUCGCAUGA
Messenger RNA from Fusarium venenatum, 126 nucleotides. Lineage: Eukaryota; Fungi; Ascomycota; Sordariomycetes; Hypocreales; Nectriaceae. The record is from RefSeq and is a predicted model, not a curated record.